AUGAUGGUGGACUGCAUUUAUAAGCCACUUUUAAAGGACAACUGAGUUUGACAUGGAGGUGUUUUGAGUUAAUUGCGUCUCAGUUGUAUUGUUGGGUUGCCAAGUCAUGCUUUACUCGAACAACAUCCCAUAUUGAAGAACAGGAGGGAUAACGGAUCUUUACCAGCUUUGAAAACUGUUGUUUGGGAUCAUUUCUAGAAACAUGGCAAUGUCCCUAACGCAAGCCUGCCGGAGUCUUGCCCUGUCUGCUUGGCUACUGUCUUUAUGCUUUGUGCAUUUGCUGUGUCUGGACUUCACAGUGGCAGAGAAAGAGGAAUGGUACACUGCUUUUGUCAACAUCACCUAUCUGGAUCCAGUGACAUCUGAAAUCAAGACAGAGAAGACUGAGUGUGGUAGAUAUGGGGAACACUCUCCUAAAAGGGAUGCCAAGGGCUUUGUUUUUAUGCCUUCUCUUCUGCAGGACAGGCAGGCGUGUGACAGUAAUACUAAAUUCCCUCUUCCAAAUCCCAACAGUCCAUGGAUAGCACUGAUAUCCAGAGGGAAUUGCACAUACAGAGACAAAAUCAGGCAUGCUGCUAGUCUCAAUGCAUCUGCUGUGGUCAUAUUCAACAUGGGCUCCAGCAACUCUAAUGAGACUAUAACAAUGCCACAUCAAGGUACCGGUGAUGUGGUUGCCAUCAUGAUUCCAGAGCCCAAAGGUCGUGAGAUCGUCGCCCUGUUGGAGAAGAACAUCACUGUGGUGAUGCACAUCACCAUCGGCACACGAAAUCUCCAAAAAUAUGUCAGCCGCACCUCUGUGGUGUUCGUCUCCAUCUCCUUCAUCAUCCUCAUGAUCAUCUCUCUCACCUGGCUCGUCUUCUACUACAUCCAACGGUUCCGCUACGCCAACGCACGAGACCGCAACCAGAGGCAACUGGGGGACGCUGCAAAAAAAGCCAUAAACAAGUUACAAGUACGAACCAUCAGGAAGGGUGACAAGGAAACUGAGUCAGACUUUGACAACUGCGCAGUUUGUAUCGAAGACUACAAACCUAAUGAUGUUGUCAGGAUACUGCCUUGUUGUCACGUGUUCCAUAAGAACUGUGUGGACCCUUGGCUUCAGGAGCACAGAACCUGUCCCAUGUGUAAAAUGAACAUCCUAAAAGCCCUGGGAAUCUUGCCCAAUUCAGACUGCUCUGAUGAUAUCCCUCCUGAUUAUGAGAUGUCAAUCAGUGGCCCGCCCACCAAUCCCUUGACGGGGGCGAGUGAGGUCACAGUGGGGGAGAACUCUGUGGUCCUUGAUCCAGCUGUCAGAGCAACAGGCCUGUUGCACAUUUACCACGAGAUCGACUCCUUUCCGCAAGUCCAACAGGGCAACCACAUCGCCAGCAGUGAGCACCAGCCCACUUUAAGCAUUGACUCGGACACCUCCCUCAUCAUGCCGGUGGAGCUGGUCCUGUCUGAUGUAGAACUUCAGCCUGAACCAGAACAUGAAGAAGUGAAGUCCUGAGAGCAGAACCUGAAGACUCAAUGUGCCAUAAAUGGAGAAGAACUGCAGUGGAGCACAAAGACAAAACAAGAACAUAAAGCAAUAGUAGCACACGUGUGCAACCUCCUUUAUUGACCCCCUGGUCUCAUCAGCCUUGAAAACGAGUCCCACAUCCACAAAAGUGCUUCUGUUUUCUGAAUGUUUCCAUGUCAAUGACCUGUCUUUGAAUCCUGAGCUUGUUGAGGGCAUGCCACAUUUAGAUGUUUCCAUACUGCUUUGUGGAAAUGUUGACUGUUUCAACUUCCCUAUGGGAUCACUGCCAAUAUACGCCCAGAUAUUCCAAAAACAAUCCAUACAACUACAUGCAUUUAAUGCAUAGAUGUAUGUGGCCAACUGCAUUUGCUUUGAGUGUCAAAAGCAGGUUGUUUUUAUUUUAACCAGCAUCCGUGACGUCCUACGGUAGUUCUUUAAACAGUCAAGUGUUAUCACAGAUAAUCCUUGAGAAGUAUCACCAGUGCAUGUCGUAUGCAAAACGGAUGCUGUUCGCACAUUAUACGUGUCAAAUCAUCUCACAGCAACAAGCAGCAAGUCUUCUGAAGGCAUACCACAGGUUUUGGCGAAAUGUAUAUCAUAUUUCAGUAAAAGUAUUGUCGUCUGUUAUGCGUUCAUGAGCUCUAUGAGAGGAGCGUGUUGACAGGAGAGCUGGAAUAAAUGAAUGCACAAUGGAUGUCAAGAUUUUGUACGUUUUCUUAAAGGGAUAGUUCACCCAAAAAUGAAGUUCUCAUCAUUUACUCACUCGAAUCCAAUCACAGACUUUCUUUCUUCUGCAGAACACAAAUGAAGAUUUUUAGAAGAAUAUCUCAGCUCUGUUGGU
Molecule: messenger RNA, 2342 nt
Organism: Xyrauchen texanus (razorback sucker)
Lineage: Eukaryota; Metazoa; Chordata; Actinopteri; Cypriniformes; Catostomidae
Product: RING finger protein 150-like
Exons: 7
Coding region: 203-1489 (428 amino acids)
Source: RefSeq, a predicted model, not a curated record